Lymnaea stagnalis (great pond snail) is the source of this 12783-nucleotide messenger RNA. NCBI's taxonomy places the organism in Eukaryota, Metazoa, Mollusca, Gastropoda, Lymnaeidae. The record is from the annotation of a GenBank genome assembly.
UCUGGCCAAAUCCUCUAUAAGCAGAAAUUACCUCAUUCCGCACUUUAGUAAAAGUUAAAAGAUUGCUUGGUAAAGGUAAAUACUUAAACUUGGUUAUAUGUUUAAAGAUUUUUAUUGGCAGCCUGAGUUCAUUGUUAAUAUUUAUAGAAUAAAUACCUCGAAAAUUUGUAAUAAGGUGAAUUUGACUGUAUUUUUCACAUUUCUUGCCCCCGUCGGUAACGUCAACAAACAAAAAUGGCGUCCAGAUGGAUUUUUUAAAUUCAAAAGUCAAAACCAUUCACUUAUACUAGUUAUUGGAUUAUUUCAAUCGCCCCUAAUUAUUGGUACAAUAUAAAUAUAGUUAAUACUUGUUUUUUAAGAAUUAACAAAUUCUAAGAGUUUACUUUUGACUAUUUUGAGUGUCUAAUCUUAAUAAACGUAGACUUAAUUAGGAUUUAGUUUUAGGACCAAUUCAAUAAAUAAUACUAAUACUAAUAACUAAUACAUAGGCCUAGGCCUAAUUAGUAUUUAGUGUUAGUUAGUAUUACAAUUUCACUUACAGCUUAGUACUAUUCUGAAACUUUUCAGAACUAAGAAUACUAAACUAAGAUUAAGAUUAGUCAUAUAAGAUUAUUAAGAAUAGGGGUGUGCCGGAGUCCGGCCCGGAAUCCGGUUCCGCCGGAUUUUGCACUAUCCGGUGAAAUCCGGUUCCGCCAGAUUUACAUGUAUCCGGAACAACCGGAAUCCGGAAUAUACCGGAUUUCGGAAUUUGCCAGAUUUUGUGACUCACCGGAUCAUAAUCUGAAAUAAAAGUAAUUCUCUUUCCCGAAUUCCACACGAUCACGAUACAUUAAUCGAUUGUUUCGAGCGUUGAGCUUGUUUAAUGUUUAAUAUUCCGUACAUACCAGAGGCUAGAGUCAGCACCGCUAAUAGUGGCCAAUAGUGUAGGGACUUUGAUAAGAAAAUUUAAACUUUUUGUAAAAAUAAACCAAUGGCAUAGUUGAAAAGAUGUAAUUUUUUAAAGAAUUAUAACACCAAAAUCAUAUUUUUAGCUGUUGUAGUUUUAAAGUUAUGAAUUUUUAAAGUACGACUUGGUUUGUCAUUUUUUAACAUGGACUGCAUCUCCACAUUCUGUGAUCUCAUUCCGCCAAUCCCGUCAUGCGCAAUGACUAUAUAGUUUAUAUAAGGCAACGCAUUCCCUGCCUUAUCACUAAAAUACUGUUUAGACUUAGUUUAAACUUUCAACUUUGGCACAUGAAUAAUUAAUUAAAGCUUUCCCUGACCAAUGGUUUAAUAGUUUUUGCACACGGCAAACUCUUAUGAAUGAAACUCUGAGGUAGUACUACGAUACAGUUAUGCAAGUGGCUGUGAAUGGUUGCCAAUGACAACGUGUUGCACACGGUAAAUUCUGAUCAUUUAUAAUAUGGAUUCUACCGGGUUGUUAAAGCUCAAAUUAAAACAUUCCAGUUUAAAUGUCUUUAAAUGCAUUCUGAAACACAAGUUAUCAAUUAUUUUGAUGUAAAUAGUGAUAAUAUAUUAAUAUUUCCUAAGUAUCGUCAACUUCCGCCAUUAAAAAGGGGGGCGUGGCCAACCCCAUGGCGAAAUUAGGUUGAGCAAGCUGCAUGACCUGCUGCGAACGCGUAGAAACAUGGCGUCUCUCGUAAGACACAUAUCCAAAUGGAACGGAACUCAAAUAUAUAUCGAAAGUACUAAUUUAAUAAUAAAUAGACACACACAUCGGAAAAUUAAAAACUCGGAUUUUUUGGCGCCGAUUGCGAAUUCCCAUACACAAAAAGUAGUAGUCCACCUUGACUUACCGAAGUAUCUACCAAUAGUACCAAAAUCCGGAAUCCGGGAGAAACCGGAAUCCAGAUUAUUCCGGAAUCCGGAUCCGGCGGAUUUUGCAUAAGAAAAUCCGGAUCCGGUUGGAAAAAACGGAUCCGGCACACCCCUAAUUAAGAACACUAAGUUGGCACGGGAGAAUACUUCAAAAUUUUUAUGGGAAAUGGAAGUCGGCUCAUAAGAAUAUGAGUUUUUUUCAACAUUUGUGCUUUUUCAUUAGUGAAAGUAAAGGGACUAUUUUGUCUUAAAAUUGUGGUAUCCUUCCUCAUCUUUACCUACAUUUCAACGUAUUGUUCUGCCUUUUUUUUUUAUAAACCUUAAUAAUGGAAAUUCAUAGGUAUAAAAUAUGAGGCAUCUUUCCCUCAAAGUUUUUUAAAAGAAAUUCAAAGACAAUGAGUUGCAUUUUAAUCUUGAAAGGCAGUGUCUACAUGUCUGGCGACCGGACGGGCAUGUCACGUGACCGCCGUACAACUUGUAGGUGUUAUUAUUCCGGCAGACAUGUCAUGUGACAAGAAGUCCCCGGCCAAAUAAUUGCAUUGUAUAUAGGGUUGCCAUAUCUAGCUGGGACCUCGUCAGAACACUCUGAGAUGAGGGUGUAGAAGCGAAGUAAAAAAAAUUAUGAGUUUAAUUACUUAAAAGAACAUAACGGUCCUAAUUAUAUAUCAUAUUCCAAUAUUGUGUAUAUACGUUAGUCAGCCGAUCCUGAGAUAGUAAAUAAAUACUGAAUAUGUUAAUAUUUUCAAAUGCUAUGAGAUACAUAAAGCGUAUUAUAAGCUUUUGACUUUGAAUUAUAACUAUUAUAAUAAUAGUAGGUCUAUAUACUAGUCUUUUUGAAUCCGACUCUUCAAAGAAAAAAAAAGUCUGUUAUCUUGAUUUAGAUAUCUUAUAAGGCUCUACCUAUUAGCCUAAAUUUAAAAUUUUAACAAAACAAAAUAAGACCAAUACCUGCCAGAUGACUUUCAAUAGUCCUAUGUCAAAAAAGUUUUAUUUUAGUCUAUUAAUAUUGCGUGAGAAGUAGGCUACCCCAGCAGCACACUAUAUUGGCCCUAGAGUAAGAUGUAGGGUUUAUUUCAUUGUGAACUAUCGACCUUUCCGCUUUAAUUAUUUAUCACCCUACUUAUCAUUUUUAUCCGUUCUCUCUCAGUAUUUCUUCCUUCUAGUAUCCAUUGCUCUCUCCCACCCACCCCUCCCUCCACUUAUUUGUUGAAAUUAAGUAAACUCGUCGCCCACAUGCAUCUCUGACACCAUUUUUCUAUUUGACUGUAAGUGGUCACGUGACAAGGCUGACGGACAAAUAUCUUGCACAAUUUUGUUACGGGGGUCAUGUGACUUGGUCCCCGGACGAAUAUCUCGAGAACUUUUUUGUCCGGUCGCCGAACAUAAAGACACUUGGAUCUUGAAAAGAGUUAUAUAUUAAUGAAUAUGUGUGCCGAUUCUCAUUGAUGUAGGUCAUGUCCGACGUUCGUUAUGCUUGUCCUAAUAACCUGCAUUACAAAAAGGUCGCUCAACCCGAUUUCGACCACGCUCCUUUUUUAAUGUGCCCAUUUUUAGGAAAUACUCAAUUAUUGCCAUUAUUUAUAUCAAAAUAUUUGAUAACUUAUGUUUGAGAAUGAACUUCGACGGCAUUUAAACAAGAAUAUUUUAAUUUGAGGUUCAAAAAGCCGUAGAGUCCAUAUUAUAAAUUAUAAUUUGUUGUGUACAAAAUAGACUAUAUAUGUAUAUAUAUAAUAGACGCAAGACUUGAUGAAUAGAACAUCCAUAUUGUUUUUAAUUUACUGCAAUAAUGAAUAUUACAUAGCCUGAUUAUUUAUAAUAUAUUUAUAAUUUCAUAAUAAUAAAAUGAAUUUUAAAUUGAGAACUUAGAAAUAAAACUUGCAUAAAAUAAUCAUUUAAACAAGAGUAUUUGCAUGUGACGCGGUCAGCGAAAUGGAGUCACAAAAUGUGGGGGUGCAGUCCAUAGUAAACAAGAAAAAAUAUCAAAAGAACUUGCAUUUUAAAAUUUAUAGGUCAAAAAGUACUAAAGCUGGAAAUUUAAUUCUGGUAUAAUUUUUUAAUUUUUUUAAUUUGCUCUAAUCAACUAAUAUUUUAAUAAUUUUUGUUUAAUUUGUUGUUUGUUGUUACAGAAGUACCUACUAAGACUAAGAUAGUAUUCAGAAUUCAUCAGGAAUAGGCUAAUUGGCCCUAAGUUCAGAUUAGGGGCCAUCCAUAAAUGAUGUCACACUCAUGUAGAAAGAAUUUUUACCCCUUCCCUUCCCCACAAAUCACCACAAAUUUGGUAAAAUUACUUGUCAUGGCGGCUGUGUAAAAAAAAAAAAUAGUGCAAACUCACGUCUGCUAAAAUGGGGAUGGGAAAGAGAGAGAACAUGUUGUUUUAGCUAAUUAUCGAGAGAAACAGAAAUAGGAACAAAAUGUUAAAAUUUAAUGAAAUAAUUUCAGCUGGCACAUUAAUUUUGUUGCAAACAUAGGAACUGUAUUGUAUCCUCUAGAUCAGUGGCCCCCAAACCCCGUGCCGCGGACCGGUAGCGGUCCGUGGAUCAAAUGGUACCGGGCCGCCAAAAGAAACAUUAAAUUUUUUCCAUUUUAUAAGCUUACCAGAUUUUCUGAAUGAUAAGUAUGGAUGUACGGACACAAAGGCUCACAGCAACGGGUACCAUAAGGCCGUGUGGGGGGGGGGGGGUGUGUUGUGCUUGGUUUUUUUUUUAGGGGGGGGGCACUCCCCCACCCCCUAUCCCUUUAAAAAAAAAACAAAGACAUCAAACAAUUUUUAUGGGUAAUUGUGACGUCACAGGAUAAUUAUUAUUUUUUUUUUAUGAAUGAGUCGCGUGUUCAUACAGCCGACAAUUUGGCCAGCCCAGUGGUCCCCAUAUUAUGCGUCGCUCUGGGUGCCAUGUUGCCCUCAGGCAGAGCCAUGAGAGUUGGGCAAAGAGGGCAGUCACAGCGGGAACCAAAUUAUAAAUCAAAACAAUCCAAAAUAUAGCAAUCGACACACCCCAACCCCUCAGCGGGCCGCAGUAAAAUUAUCAAACGUUGACCGGUCCGCUGCGAUAAAAAGUUUGGGGACCACUGCUCUAGAUAUUCAGCAAGAAGUGUCAAUGACCUGCGGUCACUACCUUCCCUCAACUAAAACACACGUGCUACAGUUACACACUGUGGUAAGAAAAGUGUAAAAAUGAAGAAAUACAAUACAAAAUAAUUUUAAAAUAGUAAUGAAAAUGCAACUUACGGUUUCAUAGAAUACAAUCUUACACAUUUUAUUGCAAGUUCCACCUAAAAGAAAAUCCAAAAGUUUGCAGAAAAUCAAUAUAAAACCAUAACCAUUUUCAAAAAUGCCAGAAAAUAUAAGUAUAAUUAACCACCCAGAGAAAUUAUAAUUUAAAACAUUACAUUAGCGUAUUAUUUUAAAAAAUAAGUUAACUCUAGUAAUCCAAGAAUAAACAAAAGGGAGAGAAUCCUACACAGAAACUCAAACUGGCACAGAUUGCGUAAAUUGACCCAAAUUUGUAACAUAAAAAUUAAACAAACUAACUUAUCAUCACACAUCGUCACAAAUUCCUACCCCCCCCCCCCCCCCCCAUCUUUUACGUUUUCAGGCCCUAGAUGUGUGACGUCAUUAAUGUAUGGAACCUAAGGCUUACCCCUUAUUGGCUUCAUUAAAUUUUAUUCUAUGGCUCUAGGCCUAAUUAUAGUAAUAGAACUAAUAUUUUAGUGUCUAAAAGAAAUUGACUUUAAAAAUUUCAUAGUCUAAAAUAUAGACCAAAUGUAUUUUCCAAGCAAAAACUUCAAAAAUGUACACAGACACAAAAAAAUGACACAUACUUGUUUAGUAAUCAACCUUCCAUUAGUAUACACAGAUGACACAUACUUGUUUAGUAAUUCACCUUCCAUUAGUAUACACAGAUGACACAUACUUGUUUAGUAAUCAACCUUCCAUUAGUAUAAACAGAUGACACAUACUUGUUUAGUAAUCAACCUUCCAUUAGUAUACUCAGAUGACACAUACUUGUUUAGUAAUCAACCUUCCAUUGUUACAUUUGUGAUAAUAAAUUGCAGAAUUAACUGGCUGACUUUAAGAUGGCAGAAGAGAUGGAGACAGCUGAAGGAGCUGAGCUAUCAUCACCAAUGUCCUUCAACUCUCUUGUGGCCCCCCAGCAUGGUAAACUGGCCAAUUUUGAUGUUGAGAAAAAGAUUGGAAAGGGCCAGUUCUCAGAGGUUUACAGAGCCAAGUAUAAACAAAAUGAAGGGAUGCCUCUUGCCCUUAAAAAAGUCCAGGUAAAAAAGUCAUUUAACUCGCUUUCUAACGUGGACAUUUGACCAAUUAGUUUUUAGCCAUGUCAUGGGUUUUUGUGUCCUGGUCUAAUCAUUCAUUUUAUUGUUGAGAUUUAAUUACCUGCACUGCAAAGAUGUCAAUUGUGUUCCAGAUUUUUGAGAUGAUGGAUGCCAAAGCCAGAAAUGACUGCAUGAAAGAAAUAGACCUGCUGAAAGUAACUAGUGUUGUUAUAUUGUUAAGAUUUAUCUUUGCUGGAAUGUUCAAUCUCUUUUUUUUUAAAUUGUUAAUUUAUUAAGUAAGUUCAAUGGCAGGAUAUUUGUAAUAGUCAGUGUUCUUUCUUAUUAAAUAUAUUUAUUGAUUGAUUUAUAUUUUAAGCUAUGAGAUAAUUUUUUUUUUAAAUGUAUGUGCUGUUAUUGGCAAUGAGUUAUUAAGCCUAAAUUAUCUGUAUUGCUUUUCAGCAACUGGACCAUCCAAAUGUGAUCAAAUACCUGGACUCAUUUAUUGAGAAUAAUGAACUGAACAUAGUCCUGGAGUUGGCUGAUGCAGGAGACCUGCAGAGGAUGAUAAGGGUGAGUUUGUCAAGGUUUAUUUUUUCCCCUUUUAAGAUAAUGCAAAAUCAUGCAAAGAUUUCUCUUGUGAUUAAAAAGGUAAAUGACUUUUCACAUCUAAGUAAAUUCAAAAUUUGCAAGGAAAUUAAAAAAAUAUUUAAAUAUUUGCACCUUUAUUGGUUAAUUUGGUUCAUCUGUCUUGUAAACAAAUAUCUUUUUAUAUUAUCCAAAUAUCCAUGGUGUUACGAUAGUCCGGAAUUUUUUUGUUGGGAAAAGUAGGGAAUUAAGUUUAUUUAAAAGAGGAGGAACCGUGAAUUUAACCUUUAUUAGAAAGUGCUUGUGAUAUUGAUUGAUAAUUAAUUUUAUGAAUCUGUUUCAGCACUUCAAAAAGCAGUGUCGACUUAUCCCAGAGAAGACUAUAUGGAAAUAUUUUGUCCAAAUUUGCAGUGCUUUGGAUCAUAUGCACUCCAAGAGGAUUAUGCACAGAGGUUAGGAUUCUAACCAUUUCUGUUUUUUUUUUGUGUAGUCCAUUUUUCAAUGUGGAUCUAUUAUUUAAGCUUUUGCCAAAUAGUAAUCUUUCUAUAAACAUAAUGUACUUUUCAAUGUGGGUCUAUUGUUUAAGAUUGUGUCAAAUAGUAAUCUUUCUAUAAACAUAAAAAUGUGGUUCAUUUUUUUUUAAAAAUAAUUUUACUCAGAUUGUCCCCUUUUUUCAACCAUGAUGUCACCAGCCAUUCCUCAGAUCAUUGUAUUCAUUAUUUUGUAAGGCUCUAUCAACUUCUUUCCUUUUAUUGACCUGAUAAUAUUUUCUGAAACAAAUUAGAUAUCAAACCUGCCAAUGUUUUCAUCACUGCCCAAGGGAUUGUUAAGCUGGGUGACCUUGGCCUUGGGAGGUUUUUCAGUUCCAAAACUACAGCUGCCAUGUCCUUGGGUUUGUAUCAACAAUUUAACCCAUGCCUAAGUUUAAUUUUUGUCAUUCUCUUCUAAUGCAGUGGUUCUUAACCUAGGUUCGAUCAAACCCCAGGGGUUCAGUGAGUCAGUCUCAUGGGUCCGGCGGAGGUCCAAAAAAAAUCAGAAAAAAUAAUCAUAUUUUAUUUUUCCUAUUAAGAAGUGUUCAGUGAAUGGGCAUAUGAAAAUGGUGGGUUUCAGUACCUCCAACAAGGUUAAGAACCACUGUUCUAAUGUAUACAAGCUUCUCAACCUGAACUAUGCACAGCCUUUACCUAGAUGAAACCAGUGUCAGUUUAAAAUAAUCCUCUAAAAAUCUUAUUUAAGAAUAUAUGGCAUUUUAAUUUAUAGUUAGAGAUUUAAAAGUGUGAGGGAAAAUAUCAUCUGUCUAAUCUCCAAGCAUGUAUUUAUUUAUUUUUUUCAAUGUGUAUUGCCAUUGAAUGAGCGUCUUCUCAUUUCAGUUGGGACACCUUACUACAUGUCACCUGAGAGAAUCCAUGAGAAGGCUUAUAAUUUCAAGUCUGAUAUUUGGUCCUUGGGGUGUCUGUUGUAUGAGGUAAUACCUUUAGUCUCCACCUGAUAGGAUAUCCUCAGUUCAUUUUUAAUUUGUUUAUUUACUUGAAAAAAAUAGUGCAUCUAAUACUAAUUAUAAACUAUGGCUGGAAUUUACAAUUUACCUUAGUUUGGAACAGAAACUAAAUGUUAAAAAACAUAUGGUAUAAGACGUGUAUGUAGAUUCUACCAAUGUAAAAGAUAACUUUAAAAUGAUUCACCAAUGCUUUAUUCCUAUUUGUUGAAAAGAUAACAUUUCCUAACCGAUCAUAAAAUAAAACCCACGUGUCCCAUGAACAUCAAGAUAUAUUGGCACUACAGAUGCACAAAAUUUAGACUGUGUUUUUUUGUUCAUUUAUUGCAUUCAGACAAUUUUUGUCCACUGAAGCCACCAACAAAAAAAUACUUAGUGCUCAAUUUAGCAAUCUGAUGUUGAAAGUAAAUGUCUUAUUUCCUCUUUUCUGGACUUCUGGCAUUUACAAGGCUUUUUUUGCAAUAUUCUACAAAAAUCUAUUGCUUGAAACAUAGUAGGCUGUAGAUGAUGAAAGCAAACUCAUGAUGAACUCAUUGCUGGACUUCCCAUUGGACAUAACUUUCACCACCUUUCAUAACUUUCACCACCUUUCAUGUGUAGCAUUUCUGAGUUUCAAACUACAGGUAGCUAAUAAGUUGUGCAUUUUAUUCACCUACUCUGGGCAAGCAACACUCGUGAUUUAUCAUUCAAGUUUCUUAUUUCUGUUCAGAUUGUAUUGUAAUGUAAGAACAUGGAGAAUAGCUAUUCCUUUUAUGACAGAUGAUGUCAAAACAAUCCAUAUUCUGUGUUUUACAGAUGACAUCAAUACAAUCUCUAUUCUAUGCUAUACAGGUGACAUCAUACAAUCUGUAUUCUAUGUUUCACUGAUGACAUCAAUACAAUCUCUAUUCUUUGUUUUACAGAUGGCAGCACUACAAUCGCCAUUCUAUGGUGAUAAGAUGAAUCUGUUUUCCUUGUGCAAGAAAAUAGAGCAGUGUGAUUAUCCUCCCCUUCCAGCUGAUUGUUAUUCCGAGCAGGUAAAUGUCUUAAAAUAUUUUAUUGUUUGUAGAAUUAUCUUGUUAAAAACCUUUUAAUAUCUUAAAAUUGUGUGUGCAGUCAUUGAUAUAAAUUGUGUGUGCAGUCUUUGAUAUAAAUUGUGUGUGCAGUCGUUGAUAUAAAUUGUGUGUGCAGUCAUUGAUAUAAAUUGUGUGUGCAGUCAUUGAUAUAAAUUGUGUGUGCAGUCAUUGAUAUAAAUUGUGUGUGCAGUCAUUGAUAUAAAUUGUGUGUGCAGUCAUUGAUAUAAAUUGUGCUUUCUUAUGUGCUUAAAAAAUAUUUUUACACUGUAUAAUUCUGAUGGGGAAAAAAAGAUUUAUGCUAACCCAGCACAUUUAAAGAUAGUGACAAAUUUGGCUGACUAGACCAGUUUCGUUUUACCUGACCCAAUAAUAAAUUAAGUUGUUUUCAAACUUCAUGUUACUGAACUUCACAUGAAAAGAGAAAUUCUCCUGCCUGACAUAUUGCACAAAAUAAAAUAAACUUACAUAAUCAUAAAGAUACAACUUUAGCAAAGUGCACACACCCGCCAGCUAGAAAACAGCAGAACGAAUAAAUAUUUUGAGUUACAAAAUUUCAGCACAGGAAUCUAGUCUAGAGAAAGUUUGCUGGCGUUGUUUGCACCAUAGGCUCUCUUCAUCUCAUCUACAUUUGAACUAAUGCAGUGAAAUGGUGAUUACAUAGGCUCUUUUCAUCUCAUCUACAUUUGAGCUAAUGCAGUGAAAUGUUGAUUACAACUGUGACAGUUAUUCAACAUCUUUUCACCUCCUCUACUUUUGAACUAAUGCAGUGAAAUGUUGAUUACAACUGUGACAGUUGUUAAACAUCCUUGGUUUGUUUUUUAGCUGCGUUCUUUGGUCAACAUGUGCAUCAACCCUGACCCUGACCAGCGUCCAGACGUCAAAUACGUAUAUGAAGUGGCCAAGAAAAUGUACCACAUGUUUGAACAACAGCAACAGCAAAGACAGCUGCAGGUACAGCAACAACAGCAGCAGCAAGUCACCCAGAUGCAGCAGCAAGUGGCUCAGUAGAAAUCGUCACGUGUUCUCACAGGUCAGUUGGGAGAUGUAGUCGUGGCCCUUUGUAGGCUUUUGUUGAACAUUAUCUGACUUGAUAGCAAAUUUUGUAGUUAAACGGUGAAACCUUUUUUCACCAAGUUAUCAUCCCAGCAAUGCUGACCGACUGAGCCAUGCUGAUGGACUGAGCCAUGCUGACUGACUGCUGUGAUUAGAUCGAGUUUUUCAGUGUGUGUCUAGUUUGACAAGUCAGUGAUUGGUGUGCAGUAUUACAUAGCAUCAACAUUUAGAUCUAUUAAGCAUCAUCAUUUUUUGUCUUAUAUUUUGUGUCAUUUGGGGUGAGUUAGGAGCUACUGAAAAUGUUUUUACGUAAUUGAUCAAAGCAAUGUUUAUACAAAGGCUAAUUGACAAAAUGACCCUUGUAUUUAUUCACAGCUAUGUUUAGCCCACAAUUUUAGGACACUGCUAAGAGGAAGUCUGAAUUAUUAAUUUUGUCCUAUCAUUUUAAUGUUAGCCAAUCACUUGUUUGAAUCAAAGUUUACUUAAACAUGUUUGUCUUUCUCGUCUACCAGUUUUUGUACAAUUAUUUCCAGUGUACAUCAGAAUUAUAUGUAAAUAUUUGAGUCUUAUUUAAAUGUAAUAUCUGUACACUCACAUUUCCCCUGCCUCUGUCACCAUGCAUUGCCUGAUACAAUGCUCUACCACUCUGGAUUUUUCCCUGUGGCAGCAGCAAGUUUUUUUUCCUGAGGUCUUUGAUAAAAAGAGUUUUAUGGCGUUACUAACGUUUGAUAUUUCAUAUUAACAUAUAGCUGUUAGCUUCCUAUUAGUCCACUGUGUGGCCAUGCAGAUGAUUUUUAUAGCAAUGAUCUUACCUUUAAUAUUUUUUCCCAGUAAAAUUUAGACUUCUAAAUAAAAUGUUCCCAACAGAAUCAAUAUAGAUUGUUUAAUAUUAUUAAACAUUUUCAUUACUUUUUGUUUCUCCAUAUUCAUUAUACAUAAAUAUAGAUUGUUUAAUUAUUAUUAUACAUUUCCAUUAAAUUUUUUUCCAUAUUUUUUUACAUUAAAUUUGUACAUGUUUUUAUCCUCCGUCCAUGCUUACAACUAGUCUGGUUGGUUCUGACAUUGGCAAGACAAGUUUCUUGUGUGAGGGAGUAUGUCAUAUUUAUUGUUAUAAGUUAUAACAUUGUGUGAUAGCCAACUACUGUCAGGGAGUCUCAGCUUUAAUAUUGUACUAUAGCUUAGGGCUGUCUGGAAUUCUCAGUUACACAGACACAUGUGAUAGCGCUAUAAAGACAUAUGUGAUAGCUAAGGGCUUUCUGGAAUUCUCAGCUAUAAAGACAUAUGUGAUAGCUAAGAGCUGUCAGGAAGUAUCAGCUAUAAAGACAUAUGUGAUAGCUAAGCGCUGUCAGGAAGUAUCAGCUAUAAAGACAUGUGAUAGCUAAGGGCUGUCUGGAAUUCUCAGCUAUAAAGACAUAUGUGAUAGCUAAGAGCUGUCAAGAAGUAUCAGCUAUAUAGACAUGUGAUAGCUAAGGGCUGUCUGGAAUUCUCCGCUAUAACAUUAUGUGUGUUAGCUAAGAGCUGUCAGGAAGUCUCAGCUAUAAUAUUGUGUAAGGGCUAAAAUUGAUCAGAUCGAUCAAGCGAUCAAGAUAUGUAAAGGCUAACUAACCCAUUGUAGUCCUUGUAUUUCGUCUCAUCAUUUUUGAGGAGUCAACCUUAAGAGAGAGUGCUUGUAUUCUACCAUACAUUUCUGAGUCAUGUUACAUGAACUGUAUAUUUGUAUAUAAAAAAAUAACUAGUUUAGCCUUUUUUUCAAUCAACUGAAUUUGUAACCCAUGUGAUUUAUAGGCCUGGUACAAUCGGAGCUAUUGCGUAGCUGGCACAAUGGGAGCUAUUGCCUAGCUGGUACAAUGGGAGCUAUUUCCUAGCUGGUAGAAUGUACAAAGAAGUUUACUGUGCAACAUUUUCUAGUUUGAUUUUUACAUAAUCUAUAGGCUUGCUCCACACUCUUUGUGUGCAAUUGUUCAAUUUUCCUGGCCAUGAGCCUUAUCCAUUUGUAUCUUUGAGUUGAUUGUUUUGUUACAAAUAAUUUGACUUGGUUACUGACAUAAAUUAUUGUUUGGAGUAGUCGUUUGCAGGAUUUAUUGGUUGGUAUAAUGAGAUGUAAAAUGAUAUGCCUAAAACAUGAAUGGAAGUUGCUAAGGUCAUGAUUGAUGCAACUGUGCUUAUCUAAACAGUAGACUAUGGAGACAAUCCUCAUUUGGCAUUUGGCCAAUGCAUGACCACCUCCCUCCAUGGAUGACCACCUCCCUCCAUGGAUGACCCUCUCCAUUCAGUCAUGCACUCCAUUCAGUCAUGAUGCAUGACCACCUCCCUCCAUUGAUGACCCUCUCCAUUCAAUCAUGCACUCCAUUCAGUCAUGAUGCAUGACCACCUCCCUCAAGAAUGACCCUCUCCAUUCAAUCAUGCACUCCAUUCAGUCAUGAUGCAUGACCACCUCCCUCCAUGAAUGACCCUCUCCAUUCAGUCAUGCACUCCAUUCAGUCAUGAUGCAUGACCACCUCCCUCCAU